Messenger RNA from Lachancea meyersii CBS 8951, 2619 nucleotides. Lineage: Eukaryota; Fungi; Ascomycota; Saccharomycetes; Saccharomycetales; Saccharomycetaceae. The record is from the annotation of a GenBank genome assembly.
AUGUUUUAUUGUAUGGAUGAGGUGGAUAAAGCGUACGUUAGGGCUCUGUUUCCGAGCUAUCUGCUGGAGCAGCCCAUAGGGCAUCAACUAUGGAAGAUCUACUACAGAAACAGGAAGCUGUUCAGAAAGUUGAAGAGUAAAGGCGAGGGUAUGCCGAACUUUAGAGACCCCAGACUUCGACGGCUACGACCAGAGCUCAGUUACGAAACAAGGAAAGAAAUCUGGGAGAAAUUGAUGAGCCUAGGAGUUUUAGGGACAAUUCCUUAUGACGCAGCCUCUGACGAGUACUUGGUCCAUGUGUACCAGUAUUUCUACCCAGAGAUUGACGGAGACCCUCAGUUUGGUGCAAAGAGCGCCAGCGAUCCCGACGAAAUGCAAGUGGAUUCAGAUGUUCAUGACCUGACGAACCCUGUGUUCAUUUCGCGCCACGAGGGACGGCACUCGAUGAACGGCAUUGACUACGAGGAUGACGACGACGACGGCGAGUUUAAUGAUGACGAUGUAGCUGAAGACAACGACGAAGAUGACUCCAACGAGAGCGAAGACGACUCCAACGAUGAAGACGGCGAUGAGGAUGAAGACGGCGAGGACAACGACGGAAAUGUAGACGAAGACGAUGACCACGAAGCGCAUGUAACUCGUCCUCCCGCCUAUAGCCAGCGUAGUGCUGAUGAUGGCAGUACCAAUCACGAUAUCGAAUUUUUGCUCAACGAAGCCGAUCCAAUUGAAGGCAGAGGCUUGGUGGACUCUUCGCAAGAGGUACAAAGCAAGCCAUCGGAGCCCAAAGCCAAUUCGGAUUCCGCAGCAAAUUCAGAAUCGAUAAACUUCAAAAGAAACACAGUCUCACAAGAAAUUUACAAGCACUUGGGUUAUCCUUUGCCGCAUGUCUGGGAAACUCCGUCGAACAAUAGCAUUUUGGUGUCAUCUGACGGUUGCACCCAGUUGAAAUCGAACCCAGAGUUUCAGGCUCUGUCCGCCCAUGACAGAAGAACAAGCUCUAUCGUGGGUUCCGGCUUCCCAGAAAAUCUGUCAGGUUUCAAUGCUAGACAAGAAUACGUCAGUACAAUGGCUAACAGUGCUACCCUUUCAAAAAGCUUGGCAGUUUUCUAUUAUGAGAUCAGGAUACUCCCUACUCGUCCUGGCAGCUCACCGUCCACAUCCAGAAUAAAAAUAGGAUUCCGAGAUAUCUCAAAAAUACAAUCGAGUUCCAAAUCAUCAUCUCGGACAGAUUUACAGGUGAGCGACCCGAACUCCAUCAACAGACAAGCAGCAAGCAUAGUCCGAGCCACUCUGGAUACAACAUCAUCUAGCAGCUCUACCAGCCGUGGGGACAAUUUAUAUAAGGGAUGUUUCCUGUAUGGAGGACAAGAUGGAAAUAUUACCGAUGGGGCACUUUCAAAAACGUAUUCCAACGGUUUUGGCCAAUUAGAUGUGAUAGGUUGUGGUGUGAACUACGUUGAUGGAACGAUUUUUUUCACCAAAAAUGGCGUUCAUUUAGGAACAGCCUUCACAGACAUACAUGAUAUCGAUGUGCUGCCAUUUGUAUCUUUGACCGCAGGAUCGGUAAUAAGAACAAACUUUGGUCUUUAUGAAGAGUUUGUCUUUGAUAUACUGGGAUACCAGCGCAGGCUGAAGGCCAAAGCUUAUCAGCACAUUUAUAAGAGCAUUGAUGGGCACGAUGGUCGCGAUGACUUUUCGCCUUACGAUGAUCAACGGGAUGUCUUGGAUAACGAAUCUGAUGCUAAUCCGGUCAACGAAGGGAUUGUCAGACACAAAGAUGGAUUCUUGCUGCAAAAUGAUGAUAGGAUCAGUGGUGAUCAACUUUUCAGACCGGAUGUGGAGAAUUUGAAUAAUUUGAACAUCGAUGAUGACUCUAUCCCAUGCACUAUGAACACGAUGAUUAACGACUAUCUGAUACAUGAAGGUCUGAUCGACGUUGCCAAAGGAUUUUUAAUCGACCUUAACAAAGACUGCAUUCCGAAUAACGAAGAGGAACGCGCAAGGAUGGUAAUCAGGCACAACGAAAGGCAAAUCGUCAAGGAAGAGACUAAUUUGAAGGUGCGGCAGGACAUUAGAAGACUCAUUAAUGAAGGCGAGAUGGCAGAGUGUGUGCACUUUAUUGAGUCGCAUUAUCCUGGGCUGCUCGAGAGUAGUAUCGACGUAUUUUUCGAGCUAAAGGUGGCUGAAUAUCUACUGGCAUUUGUGAACUUCAAAAAGCACACUAUCGAUGAUAUUCUAGCCCUUGGGCAAGAACUCACGGCGAGAUUUGUGUACAGUCCUGACGUUCCAGCAGGAUACAAAGAAGCAUUUCAAAACCACCUCAAUGACAUCUCCUCUUUAUUGGCUUACGACAAUCCGUUGGAAGAAUGCAGUGAAGAUCUUGCGGUGUUCUUGACACCUGCGUAUUUGCAAGAUCGAUUAUUUCAGCUGAUUAACUCGAGGGUCCUUGUUUUUCUCAAAAAGAAGAGUGAAAGCUCUCUGGAAAACAUGGUAAGCUACACUAGAGCGAUGAUCAAUGCCUUAAUGGAGUACGGGGAGGGCAGCUCGCUUGUCCAUAAUGAUUCCGAGCUUCGCGUUCAUAAACUGAUAAACAUCGACGAGGACCUACUCAGUUUGUAA